GAUGACGGGGAGUUCCUAUCUCGUGUGAUUCGUGGGUUCCUUGCCCGACCAUUCGGGUUUCAGCCGAUCAAUUAGGAUUCUUUUCGUGUUAAAUGGAGUGCCAUGGCGGACCUGGUGCUAAAUAUAUCUGUACCCGAGUUCUUUGAAAACAGAAGAACGUUGGAAAUCCUACAAAGAGGGGGUAUGGGGGAAGUGUUGGUGUGGCUGCUUUUUUUCUUACUGUCGAUUGCCCUUCUGGUUAUGAUCGUCAUACAGCUUGUCUGUUUGGCAGAUUUAGAGCUUGAUUAUAUAAAUCCUUAUGACUCCACCAAGAAAAUAAACAAAUUUGUUAUGCCAGAGUUCAUAACACAAGGAGUUCUGUGUUUCCUGUUUCUUGCCACCGGCCAUUGGAUUAUGUCACUCCUCUGUGUUCCAUACCUGUACUACAAUGUGAGAUUGUACCUUAAAGGGCAGCACCUUGUAGAUGUAACAGAGAUCUUUAACUUGCUCAAUUGGGAAAAGAAGCAACGACUUUUCAAGCUUGGUUAUAUCCUACUUCUUCUCUUCAUGUCCUUAGUCUGGUUGAUUUUCAAUGCGCUCGAAGAGGAUGAGCACUCCUUUUAAUCUAUCAAUUAUACUUGGCUAAAAUGCUUCUCCACUCCAUUGGAUAUAUAUGAUGUCUUUCAGGUUUCACUUGUGAGUUACCAUUUAAAUAUUUAAGCUUUUGAAGUAGACUUCUUCCCUGUAGUUGCAUUUUUUUCUUGUAAUUUACCAUUUUGAUUAAUUUCUGGGUGGAAAGAAGCUCCUACUCUGACUCA
Messenger RNA from Andrographis paniculata, 797 nucleotides. Its product is annotated as protein cornichon homolog 4-like. The transcript has 4 exons. Gene Ontology annotation, biological process: vesicle-mediated transport. The record is from RefSeq and is a predicted model, not a curated record. Lineage: Eukaryota; Viridiplantae; Streptophyta; Magnoliopsida; Lamiales; Acanthaceae. Bases 103 to 603 code for a protein of 166 amino acids.